AUGGAGUGGAGAAAAUACUAUUUAGAUGUGAUAUUGGUGCCAUUAGGGUUAGUGAUGAUUGUAGCAUAUCAUGUUUGGUUAUGGCAUAAGACUCAGACACAGCCCUUCACCACAACCUUUGGAAGAGAAGCUGAUAGUCGCAGAUCAUGGGUUCUUGUCAUGAUCAAGGAAAUUGACAAAAAGAAUGUGGUAGCGAUCCAAUCUCUUCGAAACUGGAUAAUGGCAUCAACCCUAAUGGCGACAUCAGCCAUUCUGAUAUGUGCUGGGCUUGGAGCAGUGAUAAGCAGCACUUACAGUGCUAAACAUGCAAUUGAGUCCACCAUUUUUGGAGCAGACGGGGAAUUAAUGGUGGGUCUGAAAUAUGGCAUUCUCCUUGCUGCAUUCUUAUUUUCAUUUUUCUGUCACACUUCCUGCAUAGGGUUUCUCAAUCAAAUCAAUAUUCUUAUUUGCUCUCCAGAAGAUCACAAGUCCUUAGUCAGUCCACAGUAUUUAACUCAGAUUUUCGAUAAAGCCAUUUUCUUGAACACACUGGGAAACAGGAUUUUCUAUUCUGCACUUUCUUUCUUGCUUUGGAUCUUUGGACCUGUGCCAACUUUCCUCUCUUCAAUAGCCAUGCUAGUUCUGCUCUACAAUCUGGAUUUUCAUUCUGUGCCAAAUGGUUUUAUUCAUGAAAAUCAGAACACUUGUACAAAUUUUAUCAGUGUCUCAGUUUAA
Molecule: messenger RNA, 714 nt
Organism: Vigna radiata var. radiata (mung bean)
Lineage: Eukaryota; Viridiplantae; Streptophyta; Magnoliopsida; Fabales; Fabaceae
Exons: 2
Coding region: 1-714 (237 amino acids)
Source: RefSeq, a predicted model, not a curated record